Molecule: messenger RNA, 318 nt
Organism: Staurois parvus
Lineage: Eukaryota; Metazoa; Chordata; Amphibia; Anura; Ranidae
Source: the annotation of a GenBank genome assembly
CACUGAUAGCUGGCACUGACUGGCACUGAUUGGCAGCACUGAUAGGUGGAACUGACUGGCAUUGAUAGGUGGCACUGACUGACAUUGAUGGGUGACACUGAAAGGCAGCUCAGAUGGGCACUGAUAUGUGGUAUUGAUGUGCACUGGUAGGCACUGAAAUGUGGCACUGAUGGACACUGACAGGUGGCACUGCUGGGGCUACACAGAUCAUCAGGGCACACUGAUCAUCAGUGCUCUGAUGAUCUCUGUCAGCGUGACAGCUCGUGAGGAGAGAAAUGCCGAUAACUGGCAUUUCCCUGUUUACAUGUGAUUAGCUGU